Molecule: messenger RNA, 505 nt
Organism: Saccostrea cuccullata (small rock oyster)
Lineage: Eukaryota; Metazoa; Mollusca; Bivalvia; Ostreida; Ostreidae
Product: mitogen-activated protein kinase kinase kinase 20-like
Exons: 6
Biological process (GO): cell surface receptor protein tyrosine kinase signaling pathway
Cellular component (GO): cytoplasmic side of plasma membrane
Molecular function (GO): protein binding
Source: RefSeq, a predicted model, not a curated record
AAAAGAAAUACAAGCUACCAUAGAAAGACUAAAGAGAGCAGAGAGUAAUUUGACUGCCAAAGAAAGGGAGCUAAUGGAACGGGAGAUUAAAUUGUUAGAAAGGGAGAAAACCCUGGAACAACAAUUCAAAGCUGUGCAUUUGGAUUCCUAUGAUGUCAAUUCAUGGAGUGAGAUAGACGUGUAUCAGUGGAUUCUCCAAAUGCAGAAUGGACACUCUAGUGACCUUGCCCAGUAUGCAGGCAUCUUCCUUCAGCACAACAUUACCGGCAAGCGACUGAUGAUGUUGAAUCUAGAACGCAUCCAAGCUAUGGGCAUUACCUCAACUGGGCACAGUAUGGAACUAAUGACAGAAAUAGAAUUGUUAAAGGCCCAUAACCACAGGCUGCUGAAUUUUCCACCGCUGUCUAAAUCUGAUGACAUGCCAGUGGAUACUUCUCCAGUUCAUCGUCAGAUUUCCCUCACCCUCAUUUUUGGACAUCAUCUCAGGCAGGGAAAAAGUAAGAAG